Molecule: messenger RNA, 3824 nt
Organism: Polypterus senegalus (gray bichir)
Lineage: Eukaryota; Metazoa; Chordata; Cladistia; Polypteriformes; Polypteridae
Gene: znf276
Product: zinc finger protein 276
Exons: 11
Coding region: 250-2187 (645 amino acids)
Biological process (GO): regulation of transcription by RNA polymerase II
Cellular component (GO): chromosome; kinetochore; nucleus
Molecular function (GO): chromatin insulator sequence binding; zinc ion binding
Source: RefSeq, a predicted model, not a curated record
UCCUCGGUUUGUUUUUCUUUUCUCUCUGCUACUUCCGGGCCGUUUUGUUUACUUUGUGGCCCGCUGGCUUAAGACUGAAUCGGAGGAGGAAAAAUUAUAUAGAGAAGAAUGAACAGAAGGACAUUUGGAAAUACAGUCCACGGGUUAAAUUGAACAGUCGGUAAAGGCUGUGCUGUAUUUAUUUCAAAAGGGCGCGCCGCUCCUUUCCUAAAGUCACAGGGGGGCGGCGGCGGCGGCGGCGGGGGGGACAUGAAGCGGGACCGGCGUGGUCGUUUUUUGGCUCCGGCGCCUGGAACUCGACGUGGACAGCUGGACGAAGCGAGUCGGGUACCAGGAGGGCGCAGAGGAAAAACGCGUUUGCCGGCUGACGGUAGGACUGCAAGCGAAGAAAGUCAGGCUGGGCCGCAGCAUCAGUCGGAGCAUUCGGGAGUGGAGAAAGGUGUUGAAAUUUCGCCUGUCAGAAAAGGUGUUUCGGAAGAGGGACCGGAGGAGAUUGGGAGAGCUGUAACUACUGCCUUCUGCCGACUAUGUCAUGGGAAGUUUUCGUCCCGGAGUUUGCGGAGUGCUUUUGGAAAGGCUUCAGCCAUUGAAAAAACCUCUGACAAAAAGCGUCAAAAACCUCAAGUCUUUUUUGCUGAUUUCCAGCGGUUAGUUGGGGUACCUGUGAUGCAGGAUCCUGUUUUAUCACGCUACAUCUGCAAAAACUGUUAUUCUCAGUUUUAUAAAUGUCACAACAUUUUACGAACUUUCAUACAGAGGGUGAAUUUGUCCCCAGUGGCCUCUUUAAGGUCUAAAGGAAGGGAGAAUUUACAUUCAACUUGUAAUGCCAGAGAAAAAUCAACCUUUGAUGACCUCAUUACUUCAAGAACAAGAACUCUGCGAUCCCUGGUGUCCUGGGCACAUCAGCAUGCUUCUACAUGUCAAACUGCACCAAGUCUUCAAGAAGUCUUGGGAUCUGAUUAUCAGAGUGUUGUGCGAGCUAUCUGGUGCUGUGAUGAUGGUCACAACUAUGUAAUGGACACUUACCCUCAUCACUUGGCUUUAGAUGUCCCUGCUGCUACAGCAGUAAAGUUGGAGAGUGAUGAAAGGUUGGGGCACACUAUGUUAGACAAUGGUGCAGUGGAGUCAAGCAAACAGCCGCUAGCCGCCACUACUCCAUCGUGGAACACAGAUUCCCACCAGCCUGUGUUUCCAGAGGCAACGUCUCUUGUGACAAGCACGGGGAUUCAGCUGCAGCACAGUAUAUCUCACCAGCCUGUUGACACAGAAGAGAGGCUACAGAGGAUACGAGAACCUCUAACAAGUCUGAACAGUGCUGAAGCUGGGAAGGGCAUGAAUGAUUUGCUAAGCUCAUCACAAACAGAAACACAAGAAGAGGACGAAGAGGACAGUGAUUUGUCUGAUAGAGAUUUAUCCAGUGAAGAAGAAGAGGAAAAGAAGAAAAGUGGUUCUUCUGAUGAACUAUUUGAGCCACACCCAGAGAAGAGUAAAGUUUCAGCCAAAAAGUGUGAGAGUAAAGAAGUGAAAAAGAAACUAGAACCAAAGGAGAGGAAGAAGCCUGGUCCUAAACCAGGCUGGAAGAAAAAAAUUAAAUCAGAAAGAGAGGAGCUACCCACAAUUUAUAAGUGUCCUUAUCAAGGGUGUACAGCUGUCUACAGAGGAGCUGAUGGAAUGAAGAAACACAUUAAGGAGCAUCACGAAGAGGUUCGAGAGAGGCCGUGUCCUCACCCUGGCUGUAAUAAAGUAUUCAUGAUUGACAGAUACUUGCAACGCCAUGUCAAGUUAAUUCACACAGAGGUCCGUAACUACAUUUGUGAUGAAUGUGGGCAAACAUUCAAGCAGAGGAAGCACCUUUCUGUUCACCAGAUGCGACAUUCUGGAGCAAAGCCUUUGCAGUGUGAAGUCUGCGGUUUCCAGUGUCGACAGAGGGCUUCGCUGAAGUACCACAUGACUAAACACAAAGCGGAAGCCGAGCUGGAGUUUGCCUGCGACCAAUGUGGGAAACGGUUUGAAAAGGCCCAUAAUUUGAACGUGCACAUGUCUAUGGUCCACCCACUGACACAAAACACUGACAAGAACAAGUCCUAUGAGACAGUUCAGUUCAUACCUUCUGAUGAACCUCAAGGAAUAGAGAGACUGGCAGAAACUUUAGCAGAUCCCAUCAUUCACCAGGAAAUAGCCAGCUGAGAUAAGGGCAUUGGGCAGAAAUGAAAUUUCUGUUAAUUUUAAAUUAGAAAAUAAUGUUGCCCAAACUGUUUGCAGCAUGUUCAAAAGGUAAAAUAUUAAGUAAGGCUGAAAUCUCACGACCGCUCUGAUAAUGGUGCUGAACAUUAUCUAAACCUAUUGGCUCUUCUGUACGCCAUUUUGCAACAGAAGGGAGUUCAAAAUGAUGCUGUAGGGUUACUGGGGAAAAUAAAUCAGUCAUUAGGUUGUUUGUUGUAUUCACUGAACAGCACAUUUUUCUGCUCUGCAUGGAUUUUAUUUAUUUUCAAACCUUUUAAUUUUGAGAUGUCUCAAAUUCUCUUACAUGACUGUUCUUUUGGUGAUGUAAUAAGUCAACAUCAGUUGUUUCUCAUUGUUUUAACAAAUAAAACUGAUUAAGUUGUGUUUAAAGUUUUUUUUUUAAAUAAAAUAUAAAAUACACUAUUUUUGAAAUUUUGAUAACCUAAUGCUUGCUCUUAUUGUUGCUCAAUGUAAUACAGUCAUCUGUAAUAUAUUGAUGGCAAGUGCAGGGGGGUCUGACGUACAAAAGCCAGCCGUGGGCAUCUUUAGGGGCAACGAGAUCAAGAACGUGGGGGUCGGCUCUGGUCAGAGUGGGCUGCAGCCAUUCACUUAAUUUAAUGUCGGUCUUGUAGCUGAUGGGUCUCAGAAAUCAACACUAAUGGGACUUGCCACACAGAAUUCAAAAUUUUCAGCUUUGGGUUUUAUGUUAAUUCACUUGCUUAUCUAGGAUUUUAGUUAUUGACUUGAUGGCAAGUAAUGAGACAACAGCUUCUCUGCUCCACUGCUGCCUUAAUAAGAUAAACACACAGAGUGAGGAGCUAUAAUCCGUCUGAAGCCAGUUUGUUGAUCUUUCCAGACAGACAUUUUGAUUCAGAGUCCUGUUGGGAUUCUGUGGUGUCCUUCCUCAAUAAAAGGAGAGUGCAGAAAACUACCAUUGGUUUUCAAUUCAGAAAUAGGUUGUGAAAAAAGACGCCCCCCACGGUCAGCAGAGAGGGUCCCUGCUCUAAAAUUUGUAUUGAAAUUAGUGAAAAGUCAAGCAAAAUAACCCCUUUUAUUGGCUAACUAAAAAGAUUACAAUAUGCUAGAGUAGUAACACAUUGGAACAUCACCAAAGGCACAGUGGCUCGUGGCUGGGGUCUUUACAUAUUAACUGUAAGGUUUUUUUUUCUUCCUAAUAUUUAAGAGUUUCUUUUGUUUUUCAGCUAUAUUCACCAUGCACGUGGGGCUUCACUCUGAAAUAAGUCCUGCUGCUCUUUAUCUGUUUCAUGGCUUUGCUUUUGUCAAUAAAGGAAAAAAAAAAAGUUAAGCUGAUUCAUUAAUCCUUGGGGGUGAAUUACUUGAAUGGUGGGCUACAGCCAUAGAUACAGCAACAGUAAAACACACCGCAGGCUCCAACACUAGCAGGGGUGGCUUGCCUUCUGCAGGCAUUGAGGUUUAUUUGAUUACAGAUGAUAAAGAAGAACUUUGGUAUUUUUCUAAGUCAAAAGUUAUUUCUUCACAAACAUGCAUAAUGUAUAUGCCACGUGAAACUGUGUAGUUCUACAGUUAAAGCAGUUGGGAUUCUGUGUUGUCCUUCCUCAAUAAAAGUUGUUGACUAUUGA